AAGUUAUCGAUUUUAUAUAUUUCAAUUCGCUGAAUUUGUUAGUGCCGUGUUCAAGAUUAUAAUUGUUGUAGUUACUUCAUUAUUGUAGAAUAUUUUAUAAAGUGAGGAGAGUGGGACGAGGCGGGAAAUCAAUAAGCCGUUGGAGAUACGUCGGGUGGUGCGAAAGUUACAGCUGCGGAUUACUGUUACACUAAGUCGUUCACAGUGAAAUAAUAAUAAUAAUAUUACCUUUUACUGCAGAACAAAUACAAGAUGGCUGGUGGUGGAGACCCGAAAUGGCAGAAAGAUGCGUCGGAUCAGAAUUUCGACUACAUGUUCAAACUCCUCAUCAUUGGCAACAGUUCUGUAGGAAAAACCAGUUUUCUAUUCCGUUACGCGGAUGACUCAUUCACAUCAGCAUUCGUAUCGACGGUGGGGAUCGAUUUCAAGGUGAAGACGGUCUUUCGCCACGACAAACGCGUUAAACUUCAGAUAUGGGAUACUGCAGGACAAGAGCGUUACCGUACUAUUACAACGGCAUACUAUCGAGGAGCCAUGGGUUUUAUCCUCAUGUAUGAUAUCACCAAUGAGGAGAGUUUCAACAGUGUGCAAGAUUGGGUGACGCAAAUAAAGACGUAUUCAUGGGACAAUGCGCAAGUGAUCCUGGUGGGUAACAAGUGCGACAUGGAGGAGGAGCGUGUGGUGAGCGCGGAGCGCGGGCGGCAGUUAGCUGAGCAACUCGGCGUCGAGUUCUACGAGACCAGUGCUAAGGAGAACAUCAAUGUUAAGUCUGUGUUCGAGCGCCUGGUGGACAUAAUCUGCGACAAAAUGUCAGAGAGCUUGGACUCUGAGCCGGCCAUGCUUGCCGGAGGAGCCCGUGGCCAGCGUCUCACGGAGCAGCCUCAAGGGAACACGAACAGCAACUGUAACUGUUAAUGUACUGUCAAUUUUAACUGGGCUACGGCUUGUGAAGGAGCUGUUGAAUCUGUAGCGUUUAGCACUCGUGGUAGACGCGGUGACGCGGUCGUAAAACUAAUACGUCAAUAUAAUAUCAUCGUGCACAAAAUCCAAUUUGUAUUGAACCGAUACAUUAACGAGGUGUCUGGCGACCGCUUAGUCGUUUGCCUGUUAAAGCGAAUAUUUAUUCUGACGGCAUCUAGAAGUUAUCGAUCAGAAUGUAACUCUCACGACCUUGUUCAGGCAAUAGGACCAAUGAAUCACUCGUUAGUUUUGUUUCAUAUCGUUAUAGCAUUUUUUAGCAUCGGUGAUUCUGUAAACGCUUUUCGUAUGUUACACAUAUUCUGCUACGAGUGCUUUGUCCGCUGAGUUGUUUAAAGCUGCCUUCAAAAAGUAAAUCAAUAUUGAGGAGAGAAUAAAUAAAAUAUAGUAAAUUUAAAAAUCAAUGUUAUACAUUUCUGUAAUUCCUAAAUUGAAAUAAAUAACCCCCUUACAGUUCCAUAAAUAUGAUGUUUUUAACCACAUACGAGUACCAUAGAAAAACACUUAUUUGAACGAAAAAUAUUAUUAAUACAAAUGUUAAACUUAUAUGUAUCUAUAUAAUAUUAUUGAUUAUCUAUAUAGGUGUUAGGUAGCUAUAUCUAUUGUGAGCUGGAGUAGGGAUCUGAUACUUCUUAUAGCUAGUUGUUAACCGCCUGAUGUUUCCCUUGAAUUAGUUCUGCUUUCGUUGACUAUGUCUCUUUAUGUUUAGCUCGUAUUAAAUGUUGUGUAUGGCGAAGUAACAUUGUUUUUAAAGUUAUAAAAAUUACAACGAGAAUAAAAAAAAUAGGGAUUUGAUAAAUGAUUUAUAUUAUCAUCAAUCACUAUCAAAUAAAUCAACUGAUAGCCUAUCCGCUUGGAGCAAUAAGCGUAACUCCGAAACAGGUGGCGGAUUCAUUGUACUAUGGACAAAAAUUAAACCCAAAAUUGUAACUUUCAUUUAAGGUCUUAGCAAUUGUUAGUAAACAUAUAUUAAAAUUUUGCUGAUGCUUAUUUUUUCAACCUGUAUUCAGUUAGAGCCAUGAACAUAGCUACUUUAUUCAACAAUCAAGUAUAUAUAAGUAGCUAAAUUAGUUGUUGACUUCGUUGUAGCUAAAUUUUAUUUUGGCCUGCUAUCGAAUCGUAAUACGGUACAUACUGCUUGUACUUAGCGUUUCACUUUGUAAAUACGUUAACCAGUGUAUAAAAUAAUCUACUGUAUAGUAUUAUAUCUACGUACUAUAUAAAUCUGUUUGUAUUCUUGUUACUACGCUAUGUUAAUACUAAGUAUAGGUGUUUAUUUAACCACUGACGUUAGGAUAAGGCAUGUUUUAUUUGUGUCCUUUAUUUCCACUGCGUAAGUUACAAUCAUACUAAUUAAAACCGUCUAUAACGACUGUUUAUAAGAAAUAUAAUAUGUAUUUUUGAAGGAUUGUAGAGUACAGAUUUCAAAUUACAAAAUAUGUAAUCAUUAACAUUACAAUUAGUGAUUUAUUGAACAUUACAAAGCAUAUUGAACAACGCACUUUUUUUUGCAGUUGCGGCAUCAUUUAUGGUUGUUCGUCUAACAUUAAGUUAGCUUUCCGUGUCUGUUUUAUAACAAAGUUUUCUUAUAAUCAAUGAUCGGCUCCCGAUAGCAAUUUUUCGACGAAAGUAUUACAUGGAUAUGAUUUUAUUUAAAUUUAAUGCACAAAAAUAUAAAACGGCUCCCGGUAGGAAUUGUUCGAUAAAAGUAUUACAUAGAUAUGAUUCUAUUUAAAUUUAAUGCACAAUAAUAUAAAAAUGUAUGCAGUUUCUUAUUAUCGAAUUACAAUUUUAUCAAAAAUUUGUUAGAAGCUUGAAUACAAAAGAUACAAGGUCGGUUUACAAUCUGUUGAUGUAGAAAUGUAAAUCUCUUUAUAUAAAUGAAUCCUCAAUAUUAAAAGAGAUCGAUUAACAAUUACAUAUAUAGAAAAAAUUAUGAUAAUAGGUAACAGAUUAAAUUCAGUGCGUUUUUAACAAUAUACAUGUAUAUAUGGUUUUAUUUUUAACAGACUUAUCCAUAUUAGGCAUUACGUUUGACGUAAAAGUCACAUGAAAUGCUAACGGUCGCCGAUCACUGCUUAUAAUGUACUUAACCAUAUUGUCGUUAUGGGCGGACCCCACAGUAUUGUGUAGGUAUAUGUAUUCGGCGUGUUUCCUUCAUGUGAAAAUUACAACUAGGUGUAUCUGUAUUCUGUAGACGACAUAGACAAUACGAUUUAUAUCAAGUUAUGUUGAAACAUGAGCACAUUUAUUUUUUUAGAUACUAAUUAUGUAUUGUUUAGAUAUUAAUUAAGAAUAAGUCAUCAAUUUUUUUGAUGUGGUAAAACCGAACUAUUAAAAAUACGUACUUACUUCAUUAGAUGACUAUAUUGCAUUUGCUUGAAAAAAAAAAGAUUUGUAAAAAUAAACAUAUAUGACGUCGCCAAAUUUAUUAAAAGUACAAUAGAGAUUGUCUAAAGCAGAUUAAAUUUUAUUAAAAACUAUUAAGAAAUCUCAUCUUAUGAUUCUUAUGAAUUAUCAAUAGAUAAAAAAAUAGUGAUGUUUUAAUAAAAUCUUGCCAUCAGUUUGAACCAGCGGUAGCAGCAUGGUUGCUUUUUUAUUGCUUGUCACUAUGCUGGUCACUUUCGCAUUUACUUGUUAGAACGUGACAGGCAUGGUGACAGAUAAUAAAAAUGCGACCGUGCUGCAGCUGCUGAGUUUUAGAAAUGUUGCUUAAUCAAUUACCUACCAAUAAAUUACGAUGGGAAACAUUAUCAAAAAAGGUGCUCAUUUUGACCGGUUGCAUAACGUGAGACCUAAGAAAUCGUCAUUUUGAAGGUCAAUAAUCGCUGGUGAGUUUACUUUGUUAUGAAAAAACUGCAGCUAUUUCCACACGUUAUUCAUGCGUGGCGUGGCCGGUGGGAACGGGCUUAAUAUAACAGUAGACGUAUCGUAUCUAGCAGUGUGUGUGAGUCCUGUAGCAGGACGUGAGAGGCAUAUCGUAGUCACGGGCUUUAGUAGAUUGUGUUGUUUAGCAAAUAAUAAUUAAAUUAUCUUAUUUUAACUAUUUUAAGUAUUAUUUGCAGUAUAUAAACUUAAUGAACGUUUUUCCUACGUUGUAUCACACAAAUUUUGGCUCGAUAAGCUGCAGGAAAGAAUUAAACUAGUAGUAUUCAUAAUUGUAAGUUAUAUAAUAUUUGUUGUGUGUUAAAGGAAUUAUUUAAAGAUACACCCGUGUAAAAGGUUCACGAAUAUAAUUAUAUAAAUUAUUAAAUA
Cydia pomonella (codling moth) is the source of this 4233-nucleotide messenger RNA. It is a transcript of the gene Rab3, whose product is annotated as ras-related protein Rab-3. Gene Ontology annotation, cellular component: synaptic vesicle; plasma membrane; endosome. Gene Ontology annotation, biological process: protein secretion; regulation of exocytosis; protein localization to plasma membrane. The coding region runs from base 253 to 915 and encodes 220 amino acids. NCBI's taxonomy places the organism in Eukaryota, Metazoa, Arthropoda, Insecta, Lepidoptera, Tortricidae. The record is from RefSeq and is a predicted model, not a curated record. The transcript has 6 exons. Gene Ontology annotation, molecular function: GTP binding; GTPase activity.